GCGCCGUCUGGAAGGCGGUGCAACCAUCCGUUGCCCCCAGAGAGGAUUGCGCACGUCGACGGGGCCCAAACGCCUGGAUUUGAGACGGGGAGUGUGGGAAGAGAAGGCCAGGAGAGCGACCUGAUCGUUACCAGCGCAAUCCCCUGGGGACAGGAAGAAGGGGACCUGAGACCUGAUCUGGUACUCCUGAUGAGACCCACUGUGCUGGGUUCCCCAGGCCGUGCACCCCCAGAAAAUGAGCCUGUUGUGGUGAAGCUGGAGGACACUGAGGAGGAGGAAGAAGGCAGUCUGUGGGACCCGGGCCCUGAGGCUGCACGUCUACGCUUCCGGUGCUUCCAUUACGAGGAGGCAAUUGGCCCUAGGGAAGCCCUGGCCCAGCUCCGAGAGUUGUGUCGCCAGUGGCUCCGCCCAGAGGUACACUCCAAGGAACAGAUGCUGGAACUCUUGGUGUUGGAACAGUUUCUAGGUGCACUGCCUCCUGAGAUACAGGCCCAUGUGCAAGGGCAGUGGCCAGGCAGCCCUGAAGAGGCUGCUGCCUUGGUUGACAGACUUCGAUGGGAGCUGGAUGGACCUCGGAAAUGGGUCACAGUCCAGGUACAGGGAAAGGAGGUCCUAUCAGAAAAGAUGGAACCCUCCAGCUUCCAGCCUAUACCUCACAUCAAGCUCCAGACUCCAGAGCCUGGGGCUGAAACUCCCCCUAAGGCCAUGCAGGAACUGCCAGUGAACCUUCAAAUGAAAGAGGAGGAGACAGAAGUGAUGGAGAAUCCAGAACUCCUGGAUUCUGGGCCUCUUCCUGCUGCCCAAGAGGCUACAGCUGCCCUCCUACCUAAGGAGGCCCAGGGCCAUGGGACAGCACUGGACCAGACCUCUCCUCACAGCGACACUGAGCCUGAUGUGGCCCCAUGGAGUGAGGACCCUGUAGCCCUGUGGCAAGAGGAAGUAGGGGGCAUCUUCUCACCAGGGUUUGCGCUUCAGAUGGACACGGCAGAGCCAGAAACGGUGAGCCCCCACCUCCAUGUUCCCUGGGAUCUCGACAUGCCUAGCCUCUCUGGACAGAUGCAGUCCCCCUCCCGAGAAGGUGGCUUCGCCCAUGCCCUCGUGCUCCCCAGCAACCCGGGAGGUGAACAGGACCCUGUCUGUGAGAAUCCCUGCCCCGGUGUGGGCCCAGCACUGGUGGCGACUCGCAGGCAUGCCCCAAAGGGUCGGAGCCGGGGCCGCCCUAGUACCGGGACUGGAGCGGUGCGAGGCGGCCGCUGUGACGUGUGUGGCAAGGUUUUCAGUCAACGAAGCAAUCUGCUGCGGCACCAGAAGAUCCACACGGGCGAGCGACCGUUCGUGUGUGGCGAGUGCGGCCGCAGCUUCAGUCGCAGCUCUCACCUGCUGCGCCACCAGCUCACGCAUACCGAGGAACGGCCUUUCGUGUGCCGUGACUGUGGCCAGGGCUUCGUGCGCAGCGCGCGCCUGGAAGAGCACCGGCGAGUGCACACUGGUGAGCAGCCGUUCCGCUGCGCAGAGUGCGGCCAGAGCUUUCGGCAGCGCUCCAACCUACUACAGCACCAGCGCAUCCACGGUGACCCGCCCGGCCCAGCGCCACUCACCCUGCCCCUCCCGGGAGUUCCCGAGCCCCCGGGCCCCUUCCCGUGCAGCGAGUGCUGUGAGAGCUUCCCACGCCGUGCCGUGCUGUUAGAGCACCAGGCGGUGCACACUGGGGACAAGUCCUUUGGAUGCGUGGAGUGCGGCGAGCGCUUUGGCCGCCGCUCGGUGCUGCUGCAGCACCGGCGCGUGCACAGCGGCGAACGGCCCUUCGCCUGUGCCGAGUGCGGCCAGAGCUUCCGGCAGCGCUCCAACCUCACCCAGCACCGGCGUAUCCAUACCGGCGAGCGGCCCUUCGCCUGCGCCGAGUGUGGCAAAGCCUUCCGCCAACGGCCCACACUCACGCAGCACCUGCGUGUGCACACAGGCGAGAAGCCCUUCUCCUGCCCCGAGUGUGGCCAGCGCUUCAGCCAGCGACUCAAGCUCACGCGCCACCAGAGGACCCACACGGGCGAGAAGCCCUACCACUGCGGUGAGUGCGGCCUCGGCUUCACGCAGGUGUCCCGGCUCACUGAGCACCAGCGCAUCCACACAGGUGAGCGUCCUUUCGCUUGCCCCGAGUGCGGCCAGAGCUUCAGGCAGCAUGCCAACCUCACCCAGCACCGGCGCAUCCACACGGGCGAGCGGCCCUACUCGUGCCCCGAGUGUGGCAAAACCUUCCGCCAGCGGCCCACGCUCACGCAGCACCUGCGCACCCACCGGCACGAAAAGCCCUUCGCCUGCCAGGACUGUGGCCGCCGCUUCCACCAGAGCACCAAGCUCAUUCAGCACCAGCGUGUGCACAGCACUGAGUAGGUCAAAAACACCUCACACUGUUGUUGUGAGGCUAGCAUCAACAACAGACCCGCUGAGGGCCAGGUCUUCAGUAGGUACUCAAUAAAUAGAUGAUGCUUCCCCACCUGCACGAUUCUUCUACCCACCUUACGGCUGUUUCAGCUUGGACAUAUCCUCUGAGCCUUGGGCCUUCCGUAUACUUCCCAAGUAACCGUACCUACCACACCUGCUCUCUUGUGGGAUAUACUCUGUACCAUACCUCUGGCUUUUACAAUAGGUAUGCCCGGCCUCAGAUGGUGAAAAGUAGCCACACUCGCACAAAAAAAUUAACCAGGGUCUAGUCGAGAGAGCUACCUGGACGGUGGUGGCCCAUGCCUUUAAUCCCAGCAGUCUGGAGGCAAAAGCAGUUGGAUAUCUGUGAGUUCGAGGACAGUCUGGUUUACAAAGCGAGUUCCAGGACAGCCACAGCUAGAGCUGUUACCUAGAGAAACCUUGUCUCGAAAAAUAGAAACAACAAAAAACAAAAAGGAAAGAAAAAAAGGGGGAAAAAACGGGGAGGGGGCGGUUGGGGAGGUCCACCAUGACUGCUGGGUGACGACAAAGGGACAAAGGGUAGUCCAGCUGGAUGUGGUGGCACCCUAGCACUUCAGAGGAUGAGAAAGGACUACAGAGUUUUAGGCUAGUCUGGGCUACACAAUAAGAUGCUAUCUCAAAAGCACACACUGAGUGUGGUGGCACACGCCCAUACCCCAGCAGAUAGAGGGCAGAGGCAAAAGCACUGCCGUAAGUUCAACAGGUAGGUGAGAACAUGUCCAGAAAAAAAGAAGCCCAAAUACAACUAUACAAAUGUGGUGGUGUAAUGGUAACCGGCUUGUAAACAUUCCAGCUAUUGCAGGAGGCUGAGGCAGGUGGACUGCUAGCUAGUUUAAGGCCUGCUUAGCAUACAGACCUAUCUCAAAACAAAAACCCAGGGCUUAUGGGAUUGGGUGGCGUGGCUCAGUGGUAAAGCCACUUGUCAUCAAGCCUGAUGACCUGAGUUUGAUCCCUAAAACCACAUGUUGGAAGGCGACAACCAACUCCUGAAAGUUGUCCUCUGACCUGCACAAGCUGUGUGUAUGUGUUUUUCUGUUAUGUGUGCACACGUACACACACGGGUAAAGAAAUAAAUGGGGGAGAGCCUUUAAAAGAGGGCUAGGAAUGUAGUUUAUGAAUGGGUUGUUUGUCUAACAUGCACCAGGCCCUGGGAUCAAUGCCUUCUGCUUUAAAGACCAUUUUAUGAGUUGGAGAGAAAAACAAAUCUUGGUUGCAGCUGAGAAGAGAGAAAUGGACAGGAAAGAUAGGGAAAGAGGAAGACAGAAGCAUGCCAUUUGAGUCAGGGUCCCAGGAAGCAGGAAGGUUCAGCUGUGGUUGUCAGCAAUCAGCUGGAUGGGAGCAGCAGGGCUGGAAUUAUCGGAGAAGGUGAGAACGUCCAGAGUGAGAAGAUAAGCACACUUAGGACUUUAGCGAGUAUCCAAAGAGAGGGGGGAUAAGAAAAGUUAUGCUUUUUGAGCCAGAACUCAGAAAAGUGGGCAGGCUUAGCAGUGAAGAUCUCUGGCAGCUUCCUAGUGCUUUACAUUUUUAAGUAAUGAACUGUCAAGGAGGUAAAGCUUUGGGGGGAGGAGCCACUCAUUGCUCAUCCUGUGCCACGGUGAUUGAGAAUCCUAACGAGCUUCAGGGCCCUUCUCUCCAGAGAGCUAGAAGGCCUGACUCUAGGUAGUGUGUACACUACUACCACAAGGGCCUUGGCUGCCAGGUGAAGAGUCUGGCUGGUGAAGGGCCACAAGGCCACUCUGCUCAGCCCCUGUGGCACCCUGUUUCUCAGAGCAGCAGGUUGAAAGGCCUCUGUGGAGUCCCCACCCUACAGCGAUGCCCAGAGGCAGGAACUUGGAGACAGGAUCUCAUGGUGCCUCGAUACUCUCAGCACAUUCCAGAGCCUCCACAGGGAUUGCCCACCUCUUGUGUUCUCCAUCUUGCUAAGUCAAUACCAGCAACUCCCAUGACAUUGUUUCCCUGUGCCCAAACCCACUGUCCAUUCACUUUCCUAAGAGCACCCCACCCCGAACCCCUGAAACAGUCAUAAGCAGAAAGUCAAAGCUUUCUUCCCACCAGCAGGAUGGGCAGAGUGAACAUGGGAGGUGCCAUGAGAUAAACACCAGAUUGGGAGGUUUAAGCUGGAAACUCAAACAUUUCAGUAUUUUCUUGUCCUCAUGGGUUUGCAACUAACAGGUACUAAGAAGGAAUGAGUGAGACCCCGAAUUGUGGAGCACAGACUUCAGGACCAGUUGCUCUAUCCUCUGGAUUCUGUUCCCCUCACUCCAACCACAGGCCCUUCCACCAUGGCUCUGUUCAUAGCUCUACAGGGGUCUCCUUCACACUGGGGAUUCUUCAGGAGUGCAUUCUGCAAGAAGUGACAGGAUACACAGCUGCCAACAGUUUGCAUGACCCUGGACACUUCAGGCCUGGUGUCCCAUGCCAUUUCCUCCUUUCAAUAGCCACCUUCCCUUCCAUCUAUGACUUUGACACAGCUGCCCCCUCCCACGGAUUACUGGGGUGCAAGUAGUCAAAGAAGACCCAUUUACCACAAUUCAUUCAGCUUGAGCCCUAAACCCAGGUUGAGGUCUUUCUCUGGGUAGUUGUCAGACCGGUUCUGGGAGGUCCCACGAACACCAUUUUAAGGUCUGCAUGUCCAAGAUGCUUCACUUGUUCCUGCCACUUCAUGACACCCAAAACUGGGAUCUGGCCUCAAGGAAAACAAACAAGCCAAACCAAGUCAGAGGCUGAUCCUGCGUGACAGAGUGAGGACAGGGCAAAUCCCUGGUCCCUGUGACACUCCCUUGUUCCCUCCAACUGUCAGUUGUGAUGGGACAAAGACACAGCUCCAUGAGGCCACUUAGCGGCCUAUGGAACACCCUUCAUCUUAUAGAGAUAUGGACUCAGACCAAACUGAGAUUCAUGGUUCCAAUGCAGAAGAGAAUUUCAGCCCUAGCCAGUAUGAUGCAAAGUUGGAGAUUUUAUUAAACAUAUUGUAAAUAAGCUUUAAGCAUGAGAGAAGUGCUCAAAAUGACUUAACCAAGUGUGGAUGUGUUUUCCAUGGAAGAAUGGGGUGAGGGGAAUAGUGGAUGUGGGAUCUUCAAGGAAGAGUCUCAACUGUUUUAGCAUUAGCUACAUAAAAUACCUUUUUGGGUGGCUCUCAAAUUACAUUUCAAAGGGUUGCUAAGAAACCUAAGAAACCUUUUCCUAACGGCUCCAGACAAGCAUUGGAUGGAAUUAUCAUCUCAUAAGGUAAAACAAAGGCUACUAAAGUGUACAGGUUCAGUACACGUCCUUGCCCUGUAAAUGGAGUAUCUGGUGAGAUUCCUAAAAACAUUGUAGGAAUUACAAUCCUGAGUGCUUGCAAUUAAAGACAUGUGCCACCAGCACCUGGUUUGUACUGGUAUUCUUGCUUAUGCAUGAAAAGAGGGUUCAACCAGGCUCCGGGGUCAGAAGUUCUAUCCCUUUCUCGGGUCCCCGUAAUUUUCAGUGUUCUCUUCUACCUCACAGACCAGCAAAGAUCCUGAACCAAACGCCUUUAAAUCCAGCACUCAGGAGACAGAGGCAGGCAGAUCUCUAUGAGUUCGAGGCCAGCCUGGUUCACAGAGUGAGUGCCAGGACAAGUUCCAAAGAUACAAAGAGAAACCCUGUCUCGAAAAACAAAACAAAACAAAAACCAAGAAAGAUCCUGAACCAAGAUAAGCAGACUUUAGAAUCUGAGCAGUGGGGAAAGAACACAGGCAGGGAAGUACUAGAACACUGUAGAACUGCAGGACUACAAAUAGCCCAAGCCCAUUUAGUCCUGAGACCCUGGGAGGGCCAGGAGGGACGUACCUGUGAGCACCUGUGAGCACCUGUGAGCACGGCACUCUGAAAACUGCGGCAGAGAAUGUGAGUUCAAGGUCAGCUUGGACUACCUGCUGAGUUUGGGCCAGGGAUGGGUCCAGGGUGGAAGAAGAAAGGUAAAGCCACAAAAGCAGCAGCUGUACAAUAAUCAGCAUAAAGCUGUGCACCUGGGGAAUGGUAAAGAGUAGUUCUGGAGUAAUUGUUUUUCUCUGGGUCUCAGUGUGGGCUUGAGGUCAGGGCAGAUGGUGGAGGCCAGGUUGGCAUCAAACCCAAGCUGAGUUCCCAUCCUUGGCCCCAACUUCUCCCAGCUUUUAAAGAUAAAGUCAAAAAAGGUUGCUGGGGGUGGGCCACUGAGAUGACAGAGGGCUGAACGGGGACUAGACUUAAAAGGUCAGGAGGAGAGGGUGGUGAUGGUGGUGGUGGUGGCCUUUAAUCACAGCACUUGGGAG
Microtus ochrogaster (prairie vole) is the source of this 6731-nucleotide messenger RNA. RefSeq names its product myeloid zinc finger 1 (gene Mzf1). Gene Ontology annotation, cellular component: nucleus. The record is from RefSeq and is a predicted model, not a curated record. NCBI's taxonomy places the organism in Eukaryota, Metazoa, Chordata, Mammalia, Rodentia, Cricetidae. Gene Ontology annotation, biological process: regulation of transcription by RNA polymerase II. Gene Ontology annotation, molecular function: DNA-binding transcription factor activity, RNA polymerase II-specific.